AUGGCUGCAAUGGGGAACGACUCCUUCAUUGUUGAGGGAAUGGCUCCACCACAAAGGAUCCUCUUUCCCCCAGAGAAGAUUUGCAUGGACUGGCAGCAACGACAGGGAGCUGGAGCAGGACUCCACAAUCUGGGCAAUAUGUGCUUCCUCAACUCCGUCCUGCAGUGCCUGACGUACACACCCCCUCUGGCCAACUACCUGCUCUCUCGUGAGCACAGCCUGUCAUGUCAUCAGCAAGGCUUCUGCAUGAUGUGUAGAAUGGAAGAUCACGUUAACAAGGUCAUGCAUUCCUCAUACAGUGCCAUCCAUCCUUGGGCUGUCAUCAGUGUUCUCACACGAAUAGGAGAACAUUUCCAGCUUGGCAUGCAGGAAGACGCCCAUGAGUUCUUACGUUAUACUGUCGAUGCCAUGCAGAGAGCUUGUCUGAGUGGAACCAGCGACUUGGACAUCUCUUCUCAAUCAACUACCAUUGUCCAUCAAAUAUUUGGGGGCUUUCUGAGAUCCAGAGUCACAUGCUUGAGCUGCAAAGCAGUUUCCGAUUCCUACGAGACCUUCCUGGAUGUUCCUUUGGAUAUCAAAGCAGCCUCAUCUGUCACCGCAGCUCUGGAGGACUUCGUGAAACCUGAGCAGCUGGAUGGUGAAAACUGCUUUAAAUGUGGCCGGUGCGACAAGAUGGUUGCCGCCUCCAAGAGGUUUACAAUCCAUCGCGCGCCCAAGGUUCUUACGGCGUGUCUGAAAAGGUUUGAAGAUUUCACUGGUGGGAAGAUCAGCAAGGUGUGUAUGCAACUGGAGUGCAAUGUUCUCUUCCUGGAGCAGGAGAUUUCCCAAAGCAGUAUGCUCUUUCACAAGCUGUUCGUGUUGAGUUUUUCGUGUUCCCUUCUGGGGAGAGGAGAGUUGUCAUGGGAAGACAAGCAUGCACUCUGCUCUGACAGAGCUGCUUUGGCCGGGAAGAGUUUCCUGCCACCCAAACCAUUACCUGUUGUGAUGUAUCCCGAGUACUUGGAUCUUCGCCCAUACAUGUCUCAGACAGCUGGAGAGCCGCUCCUCUACUCCUUAUAUGCUGUCCUGGUGCAUAGUGGUGACAGCUGUCAUUCAGGACACUAUUUCUGCUACACAAAGGCCAGCAAUGGACUGUGGUAUGAGAUAGAUGAUACAUCUGUGGAUUGUUGUGACAUCGACACAGUUCUCCAGCAGGAAGCCUAUUUGCUGUUUUAUGUCAGAAACCGCUCCAAGAAAAUGACUGAACCCCAGAGAAAGCUGCAAGAACAGCCCUAA
Messenger RNA from Aquila chrysaetos chrysaetos, 1275 nucleotides. Its product is annotated as ubiquitin carboxyl-terminal hydrolase 42-like. The coding region runs from base 1 to 1275 and encodes 424 amino acids. The transcript is spliced from 11 exons. Lineage: Eukaryota; Metazoa; Chordata; Aves; Accipitriformes; Accipitridae. Gene Ontology annotation, cellular component: cytosol; nucleus. Gene Ontology annotation, biological process: protein deubiquitination; regulation of apoptotic process. The record is from RefSeq and is a predicted model, not a curated record. Gene Ontology annotation, molecular function: cysteine-type deubiquitinase activity; cysteine-type endopeptidase activity.